Hevea brasiliensis (rubber tree) is the source of this 1533-nucleotide messenger RNA. RefSeq names its product protein CHROMOSOME TRANSMISSION FIDELITY 7. The coding region runs from base 203 to 1306 and encodes 367 amino acids. Gene Ontology annotation, molecular function: protein-lysine-acetyltransferase activity. The record is from RefSeq and is a predicted model, not a curated record. Gene Ontology annotation, biological process: mitotic sister chromatid cohesion. The transcript has 6 exons. NCBI's taxonomy places the organism in Eukaryota, Viridiplantae, Streptophyta, Magnoliopsida, Malpighiales, Euphorbiaceae. Gene Ontology annotation, cellular component: nucleus; chromatin.
CUUUCCCUCCUCCGUCUUCUAUUCCAAACAAAAACAAAAGGUAAUACAUGAUGGUGGGUUAGGUAAUGGGUAGUGGGUGCAGGUUUGAAAAGAAAACUUUGCAGCUCCUACUUUUCAAUCUGUUGAAAGCAAGUAAAUUGGCGGGAAAUCAAAUUCUUAAAUUGGUAUCUCAUCUCUCUUUCAGAUAGGAAUCAAUGAUUAAAUGCAGUCCAAAAUAAGUUCCUUCUUCAAGCCAUCGUCAUCGUCUUCUUCUAUAAAAUCUGACCAGUGCCUGCCUUUGGGUUUAGAGGACGAUGACCAUGAAUUGGCACUUUGGGAGAAUGCUGAGCACCAGUUUGUCAAUACUUACAAGCGUAGAGCUCCAAAAUCACAUGAUGGGGAUAAGAGCGUUGAAGCCAAUAGAAGACCAGUAAGUGAUGUAUUGACAAUACCCAUUUUGAAGGAUCCAUGUAUGAAACCAGAAUCGACGAGUUCUGGGAAAGUGCUCAACAAGAAGAGUUACGCACAGUUGCAUUUGGACUUGGGUCAAUCUGAUUUCAAUCUCCGUACAUGUUCCACAUGUGGGGUUAAAUAUGCUCCUGGGGAAGAAGGGGAUGAGAAGAACCAUAAAACCUUUCACAGGAAUUACACUUUUGGAGUUCAAUACAAGUGUUGCCGGAAGGAAAGGGUAGUUCAUAUGCCUUGUUCUCAUGGGGGAAGCAUUGUUUUGGUGUUAAAUGGUGACCCGCCUGCUCAGAGAAAAAAGGUACAGGAGAUUGUAAAGCUGAUGGAAAUUGAGCUUGGAGGUGGAUGGAUUUUUCAUAAGCUCUGUAAGGUAUAUCUAUUCAUCUCUUCCCAGAGGGUUGCUGGUUGUCUGGUUGCUGAACCAAUAGAAGAAGCAUUCAAAAUCAUUCCAUGUUUAGUGGAUAGAAGAUCUGAUGGUGCUACUACAAAGGAUUCAAAAUUGAAUUCAACCACUCUUCGAUUUGGGGAAAUCAUCUUGCAGAAAGAAACCACAAAGAAAGUCCCCUCUGUUAAUUUUCUUGAGGUGUUGGAUGGGAACAACAAUGGAGCUAUUAUCUGUGAAGAGAAAGCUGCACCUGCUAUUUGUGGUAUCAGAGCAAUCUGGGUCACUCCCUCUAACAGAAGAAAAGGCAUUGCCAGCCAGUUACUGGAUGCUGUGAGGAGAAGCUUUUGCGUAGGAUUUACUCUCCAACGAUCUCAGAUAGCAUUUUCCCCACCAACUACAGUUGGAAAGGCAUUGGCAUCCAGUUACACUGGCACCACAUCAUUCAUGGUUUACAAGCCUAAUGCUAUGCACGGUUAAAUGCUAUGGCACUGUAAUUAUGGCGGGUUGCAGUUUCUAAUUAUACUUUUGAAUCGCUAGCAGUUAGAUUUUAAAAUAUUUCACAAGCAAGCAGUCAGGAACUCUAAUAUCAACGAUUCAUCUCAACUCUUUACCCGAUUAUUUUUAUUUAUUUAUUGGGGAUUUUUGAUUUGAUUGUCAUGAAUUUUUUUAUAAUGAUGAAGAAUGAUGGUGUUUUGUUUUCAUUA